Messenger RNA from Tetrahymena thermophila SB210, 1338 nucleotides. RefSeq names its product tubulin-tyrosine ligase family protein. NCBI's taxonomy places the organism in Eukaryota, Ciliophora, Oligohymenophorea, Hymenostomatida, Tetrahymenidae. The transcript is spliced from 2 exons. Gene Ontology annotation, biological process: protein modification process. The record is from RefSeq and is a predicted model, not a curated record.
AUGAAAUUUGCAAAUUAUAUUAGCAAGUAUGUAGCAAUUUUUAUUUUAGCAAGCAUCGUAGUAUGUGAAGAAGAUGAUGAUGAUGAAAUGAACUAUAAAUACGAUUGCGGAGAAGAGUAAAAUUCAAAUAACAUGAAUUCAUGCAGUAUUUAGGGAAUGAUGCACCAUAAAGAUAAAUAUGAAGUUUUUGUAAUAGAAUCAUCAAACAAUUACUUUAUAAGAUAAUAUUUUGAGUAGAAUUAGCAAACAUGGAACAUCAUAAAAAAAUCUACAUAAAGCUCUUCUUUAGAUUUGGUUAUAAUAAACGAAAAUAUUGAUUGGAAAAUAGUUAACGACCAUGUUAUAAUUAGUGUUUGGCCUCUCUCAAACUAAUUCUACAAUAAAGCUAAUUUUUAUAAAAAUGCAGAAAAACUUCAUAGAUCUGGAAAAAUAGGAGAAUUAUCUAUUAACGAUGUCAUGCCUCUAACUUAUUUUAUUGAUAUGAACUUACCAAAAUUUUCAGAUGAAGAAAAAGAAUUCUUUAGAGUUCAUAAAAGCGGAGUUUGGAUUAAAAAGCCAGUAGAAGAUCAUAGAUGUAAGGGAAUAGAAGUUUUUGAUGAUUUAAAAUAAUUUUAAUUAAAGGUUGGAAAAAAUAAACCUUUUAAAAAGUAAAACUAUCCUUAAGAUAAAAAAUCUUGGAUUGUAUAAAAAUAUAUAGAAAACUCUCUCUUAAUAGAAGGUAGAAAGUUUGAUGUUCGUUGCUUUGUUUUAGUUGCUUCUUUUGAUCCAUAUGUUUUAUUAUAUCACCCUGGUUACGUUAGGAGAAGCUUAGAACAAUUUUCACUUUAGGAUCUAUCUAAUAAGUUUAUACAUUGUGUUAAUUAAUCAGUUCAAAUGAAACAUAAGAAUUACUAACAAAGAAAGCUGGAAACAAUAUGGACUUAUGAACAUUUUGAAAACUGGUUAAAAUAAAAUAAUUAAAAUCCCCUUUAAAUUGAGGAAAAUAUGAAAAAGAGAUUAGCUUAUAGUGCAUUAGGCUAAAAAGAAUUCGUCACUACUGGGAAAAGGUAGCUUCAUAUAAAUAAAUUUUAGUUAUUUGGAGCAGAUGUUAGUUUUGAUGAUAAAUACACUCCUUACGUAAUAGAAUUUAAUGAAGAAGUCUAUCUUGGAUAGUAUCAUAUCCCAGAUCUUGAUGUAAUUUUCAAGUAAGUAGUUAAAUCUAUGCUUUAAAUUGAAUAAAAUCAUAUGAAAUAUCAUAAAAUACCUCACUAUUACUUUUCUUCGCCUCAAUUCUUAGAAGAUAUGGGCAAAUUCUAAAUUCUUUACAAUGAAGCUACAAAUUACUCAAUUAUUUAAUGA